Messenger RNA from Eucalyptus grandis, 2791 nucleotides. Its product is annotated as probable LRR receptor-like serine/threonine-protein kinase At4g37250. Gene Ontology annotation, molecular function: ATP binding; protein binding; protein kinase activity. The record is from RefSeq and is a predicted model, not a curated record. Gene Ontology annotation, biological process: protein phosphorylation. NCBI's taxonomy places the organism in Eukaryota, Viridiplantae, Streptophyta, Magnoliopsida, Myrtales, Myrtaceae. Bases 242 to 2653 code for a protein of 803 amino acids. The transcript has 3 exons.
UCUCUCUCUCUCUCUGCGCUUCUUAAAUGUGAGCUCCAUACGAGGCCAUGACACUUGCACAUUGCGGUGAGUGCAUUAAUCAUGUCCAUCGUUCCCCAAGCCAAUUUUUUUAACUUCACUCCCUCCUUCACCCAAGAGAGAACCCACUUCACAUGGCUUUCUUCUGAUGUACGGCCGUAAGCGUCUCUGCCCUUUCUCUCUCCCUUUCUCCAUCUCUUUCUGCCUGUCGAGCGAAUGAGGCAUGAUUGCGAGUGGACUGGUCGACCAUCAUCGUCAUCAUGAAGGAGAGGAAGACCGCUUCGCCAUGUUGGACGAUUCCUGUCUCGUUCUCGCCCUCGUCGGUCGCCUCGCCCCGCGCGCCCGCGGCCUCAGCAUGGACGGCGUGCUCCUGCAGUCCUUCAAGUACUCCAUCAGCAGCGACCCGCUGGACGCGCUCGCCACCUGGAACUACGGCGACGACACGCCGUGCUCGUGGGCCGGCGUCACGUGCGGCGGCGCCGCCGGUGACGAUACGACCGCCUCCCGCGUCGUCGGGCUCUCCCUCCGGGGCUCGCGGCUCGCCGGGUCGAUCCCCUCCGACAUGGGCAUGCUCAGGUACCUGCGCACCCUUGACCUGUCCAACAACUCCCUCAACGGCACCCUCCCGGACACCCUCUUCGGCGCCGCCGAGCUCCGCGUCCUGGAUCUCUCCGACAACCGGGUCGAGGGCCCGAUCCCGCCGGCCGUCGGGAUGCUCGGGAACCUCCAGCAGCUCAACCUCUCCAACAACGCCCUGACGGGAAGCCUGCCGGCCAACCUCACCGCGCUCCCGAACCUGACCGUCGUGUCGCUCAAGAACAAUUACCUCACGGGGUACCUCCCCGGCGGGUUCCACCGCGUGGAGGUCCUCGAUCUGUCGUCGAACCUGAUCAACGGGUCGCUGCCGGAGGAUUUCGGCGGCGAGGGCCUCCAGUACCUGAAUGUGUCCCACAACCAGCUCUCCGGGGAGAUCCCCGGGGGCUUCGCCGCGAGGAUCCCGGGCAACGCCUCCCUCGACUUCUCCUCCAAUGAGCUCACCGGCGAGAUUCCGGAGUCUGAAGUGUUGAUGAACCAGGACGAGCUGUCGUUCGGCGGGAACCCGGACCUCUGUGGGAUCCCGACGACGAACCCGUGCCCGAUCCCUUCUUCCCCGUCGUUCUCGCCGUCAAACGCGUCGGCUCCGACCUCGCCUCCAGCGUUCGCGGCUUUCCCGAAGACGGUCGACUCAACCCCUGAGACGACGAACGCGACGGCGGGCAAGUCCAAUAGGCAAACGGGGCUUCGGCCGGUGGCCAUAGUCGGCAUUGUGGUCGGUGACAUCGCGGGCAUUGCCAUAGUGGCCGCGAUCUUCGUGUGCGUCCGCCGGAUCAAGAAGAGGAAGAAGAGCCUCGCCGCGGCGCCGGCCAAGAGGGAACCCAGCGCGACGGCAGGGGACGCGUGGUCGUCCACCUCCUCGGAGUCGCGCGGCUUCACGCGGUGGUCGUGCCUGCGGAAGCGAGGCGACAACGACGGCGAGAGCUCGGAGACCAACGCCUCCGACACCGACGACAACGACGACGCGAAGAGCUUCGACAACGCCCACCGGCCCGAGAAGCAGGAGCCCUACAAGCAAGGGAUGCUCGUGACCAUCGACAACGGCGGCGGCGGCGGGGACAAGAUGGCGGCGCUCGAGCUGGAGACGCUGCUGAAGGCGUCGGCGUACAUACUAGGGGCGACGGGGUCGAGCAUAAUGUACAAGGCGGUGCUGGAGGACGGGACGACGCUGGCGGUCCGGCGGAUCGGCGAGAGCGGCGUGGAGCGGUUCAAGGACUUCGAGGCGCAGGUCCGGGCCGUGGCCAAGCUGGUCCACCCGAACCUGGUCCGGGUCCGCGGCUUCUACUGGGGCGCUGACGAGAAGCUCAUCAUCUACGAUUUCGUCCCCAACGGCAGCCUCGCCAACGCACGUUACAGGAAAGUAGGCUCGUCCCCUUGCCACCUGCCGUGGGAGGCACGGCUCCGGAUCGCGAAAGGGGUGGCCCGCGGGCUCGCGUACCUCCACGAGAAGAAGCACGUCCAUGGCAACCUGAAGCCCAGCAACAUCCUGCUGGGCGGUGACAUGGAGCCCAAGAUUGGCGACUUCGGGCUCGAGCGCCUUGUCACCGGCGACACGAGCUACAAGGCCGGGGGCUCCGCCCGGAACUUCGGGAGCAAGCGGUCGACCGCCUCGCGCGACAGCCUCCAGGACCUCGGGCCGGGCCCCAGCCCCAGCCCCAGCCCGAGCUCGAUCGGGGGGAUCUCCCCGUACCACGCACCCGAGUCGCUGCGGAGCCUCAAGCCGAGCCCAAAGUGGGACGUGUUCUCGUUCGGGGUCAUCCUGCUCGAGCUGCUGUCGGGGAAGGUGGUGGCAGUGGACGAGUUGGGCCAGGCCAAUGGGGUCGUGGUGGAUGACCAGGCCCGGGCCAUGAGGAUGGCCGAUGUGACGAUCCGGGGCGACCUGGAGGGCAAGGAGGAGGCCCUGCUGGCCUGCUUCCGGCUGGGGCUCAGCUGCGCGUCUCCCCUGGCCCAGAAGAGACCCUCGAUGAAGGAGGCCCUGCACGUUCUUGAAAAAAUCCCGUUUUCGUCAACGUCUAUGCACUAUUAUGGUCACUUGUUAUGAAAAAGGUCAACGUUGUUGUAGAGGGCGAUGUAUCUAAUCUUGUCAUUGACUGACAAAUUUGUCAAAUUUGUUGUGGUUGGAGCAUGAAAUAGAGAGUUAGAUAGAGAUUUUUCGUUCGCUAUGGGACAGGGACAAUAA